Messenger RNA from Nerophis ophidion (straightnose pipefish), 4322 nucleotides. RefSeq names its product sema domain, transmembrane domain (TM), and cytoplasmic domain, (semaphorin) 6E (gene sema6cb). Gene Ontology annotation, molecular function: semaphorin receptor binding; chemorepellent activity. The coding region runs from base 374 to 3508 and encodes 1044 amino acids. Gene Ontology annotation, biological process: positive regulation of cell migration; semaphorin-plexin signaling pathway; axon guidance. Lineage: Eukaryota; Metazoa; Chordata; Actinopteri; Syngnathiformes; Syngnathidae. The record is from RefSeq and is a predicted model, not a curated record. The transcript has 21 exons.
CAGUGAGGGGGCGUGGCCCGAGGCGCUGCCGGGGCUGUGUUCUUGUCAGGCGUCUUCAGUCUCGUCAGGACUUCGGCGAACGGCUAGCUACUUUUACGCUAGCUGGCUCAUUAAUGUGUUAGCCGCUUGUGUGCUCUGUAACACUUUUGUUUUCAACUCGGACUUUGUGCCGCUGCUCCUUCGUAGCAGGACUGCCGCUGCUGCUUGGUGUCACCUGCUCAUGGGCUAGAUGCUAAGAUAAACUAAGCUAAGGGCGUUUGACGGGUGGACACGUAGCUCCGCCCCCACCGCUGAGCCCGCCCCAGGUGUUUUGAAAAGACCUGACAGUGGGAGGGGCCAUGUCUUCCCGCUGAGUCGACACUUUCGGGCCACGAUGAGGCGGACGCCGCACUCGCCCCUCCCCUUCCUGCCGCUCCUGCUGAUGGCGGCCUCCCUGGCGCGGACGUCCCACUGCACCGCCCCCUUCCCUCAGGACCUGGAGCCCCUCAGCGUGGUGGGCCGCCAAGUGUCCUACGUGUAUCCCAGCUUCCAAGGUCUGACGGCAGACAACGACACUGAGCGUCUGGGUCUGGACUUCCAGAGGAUGCUGAGGAUCAACCACAUGCUCUACGUCGCCGCUCGGGAUCACGUGUUCGCCAUCAAUCUGGCCUCGUCUUCGGAGCGCAUCAUUCCGCAGCAGAAACUGACGUGGAAGACGAAGGACGUGGAAAAGUGCACCGUGAGAGGGAAGAACAGCGACGAAUGUUACAACUACAUCAAAGUGUUGGUGCCUCGUAACGACGAGACGCUGUUCGCGUGCGGCACCAACGCCUUCAACCCCGCCUGUCGCAACUACAAGAUGUCAACGCUGGAGCAGGACGGUGAGGAGCUGCUGGGUCAGGCUCGCUGUCCCUUCGAGUCGCAUCAGUCCAACGUCGGGCUUUUUGCAGGGGGCGACUUCUACUCAGCCACCAUGACAGACUUCCUGGCGAGCGACGCUGUGAUUUACCGCAGCCUUGGUGAAAGUCGCCCCGUGCUGCGGACGGUCAAGUACGACUCCAAAUGGCUGCGAGAGCCUCACUUCCUGCACGCCAUCGAGUACGGGAACUUUGUCUACUUCUUCUUCAGCGAGAUGGCGGUGGAGUACACCUCCCUGGGCAAGGUGGUUUUCUCCCGUGUGGCCCGGGUGUGCAAGAACGACAACGGCGGCUCGCCGCGGGUGCUGGAGCGCUACUGGACGUCCUUUCUCAAAGCCCGACUCAAUUGCUCCGUGCCCGGCGACUCCUUCUUCUACUUCGACGUGAUGCAGUCGCUCACCAGCGUGCUGCAGAUCAACCGCCGGCCGGCCGUGCUCGGCGUCUUCACUACGCAGGCCAACAGCAUCACCGGCUCCGCCGUCUGCGCCUUCUACAUGGACGACAUCGAGAAGGCCUUUAGCGGAAAGUUCAAAGAGCAGAAAAACAGCGAGGCGGCGUGGACGCCCGUGCCUGACGAGCAGGUGCCCAAACCCAGGCCCGGCUGCUGUGCCGGUGAGGGCCCCGCCGUCGCCUACAAGUCGUCCACCGCCUUCCCCGACGACACGCUGACGUUCAUCAAGUCCUACCCUCUCAUGGACGAGUCGGUGCCGUCGGCCAACAACAGACCGCUCUUCACUCGGACCACCAGCAGGUUCAAGUUGACCCGGAUCACAGUGGACACGUCAGCGGGGCCCAGCAAGAACUACACAGUCAUCUUCCUGGGCUCGGACAACGGUCAUGUGUUGAAGGUCCUCACCGGCACGGCGGGAAGCAACCAGUCCUUCGCCACGCGACUCCUGGAGGACAUCGACGUUUACAACCCCAACAAAUGCAACGUGAGGGGAGAGGACCGGCGAGUUCUGGGUCUGGAGCUGGACCGGGAUCAUCACGCCCUCUUCGUGGCCUUCACGGGCUGCGUGAUCCGCGUGCCGCUGAGCCGCUGCUCCGACCACGACGCCUGCAAGACACGCUGUCUGUCCUCUCGGGACCCGUACUGCGUGUGGCUAAAGGCGGGCAGCUGUGUCGCCGUGACACCUGGCUUUAGGGGCGUCUUCGAGCAGGACGUGGAGGACCACGCUGGUUUCCACGCGGACUCCUGUCACGACGUGUUGGCGACCACACGCAGGCAGAACACGGCGCUGGACUCCGCCUACGGGAAGACCACACCCACAAGUGCAGCCGCCUUCCCAAAGGGGGCAGGUGACCCCUUCGUGGGGGACCAAGGGUCACCUGACUCGGAGCCAAUCAGUGUGGAGAUGGAGGGCGUGAGACGUCCCCCCGAGGCGGACAAGUCCGACCACAGCGUCCACUACACGCUCCUCAUCGCGUGCGUCCUGGUGGCCUUCGUCCUGGGGGCCUUCCUGUCCGGCUUCCUGGUGUCCUGCUACUGCAACCGCGUAGGCCACAAGACCCGGAAGCUUCCCAAAGACCCCGAGGUGCAGAUCCCGCACGCUCUGUCUCUCCGCAACCUGGCUAAGCUCAACGGCCUCCUGGACGGACCAAGCAAGGAGGACAAGCUGGAGGUGUCGUCCCCCAAGAUCUACAGUUCCUUGUUCCCCAGCAGCAAGGAGCUGCUCCCGCCCAGGAGGUGCGCUCCUCACGGAAUGAGCAUGGGGGACUUGGUGCACCCCUUGCGUCCCCCCUCUGAGCUCUCCGGGCUUCCGACUCCAGACUCCACCCCGGAGCUUCCCAUGAAGAGCAUGAAGGCUUUCAAGAACCACUGGGAGAAGAACCACAACUGCAACAACGCCUGUAGACCCUCCUCAGCUGUCACGCCCCAGCAGGUUUUCACUUACGGGGGCCAGUUUCUGGGGGCGGGGCACCUGCAGCCUGACGACCGCAAAGUCCACAACCUGUCCCAGCAGCCCUAUCCCGCCUACGCCCACAAAGUCAUGGAGGUCACCUCCUUAGACGAGCUCCUCAAGCACAUUCACGAAGGGGGCGGGGCAAAGACCCCUCAGCUGAUCAGCCCGUCGGGUUUGGCGGCUGGCGGGGCUGGGGGCCAGCUCGCCUACGCCAACCGCGUCCAACCUCAGAUUCCGGAAACUGAGUCAGCACCAUACUACAGCUCAUCCACGUUGCCCCGAGACAGCCUCACACGGCGCAUGGACGUCCCCCCCGACUUGCCUCCCCAGCACCUGUCCACGCUUGAGAGGAGACAGUCCUCCCAGAGGCACUCGCUCAUCGCUGCCGCCGCUAAGAUGCCCAGCGGUGGUGGCGCCGUGAUCCCUCGCCACCACAGCUUCAGCCAGCGCACAUGCGGCGCCCACCAACAUCCGCCGCUGCUCGCGCGCAUGAACUCCACAGGUAGCGCCGGCGAGGGCCACUACCCCCUCCUCCCGCACGGCUACCUGGCGCGCCAGCACAGCUACAACAUCGAGCAGCACGACACCCCGCAAAGAGGGGCCGUCGUACGACGAGGCCCCUCCCUAAAACCCGACACCCCCCCCAAACCGCUCUUCAUACCCGCCUCGUCGCCGCUCAGCCAGCAGCCCAACAACUUCCACUACUAGCUCGCCGUCUUUAAAAUGGAGGACCGCCGACUUAAAGAUGAGCCUUGUACCAUAUUGGUAUUGUUCUCUUUUACAUGACUCGUUACGUGGACGCUGGCUGCCAGCACACCGACUACAACUCUGAGCACCACGACAGCUAAGCUAAAAGCGAAGCUAACAGCGAUGCAAACAGCGAUGCUAACGUUGCACAACCGACUACGGGAAAGUGGGUGGAGCCUGUUCUUGUUUUUGCGUAUCAACUUUAGCGAUGUCGUCAUGUUGCAAACCAGAAUGUCUUUCUAUUAUGCAUGUACAGUAUGUGUACAUAUAGACUGUAUGUGCGUGUGCAUAUAUAUCACUAUAUAUGUGUAUGUAUGUAAGCUGUGGUGAAAAGCUAGCAGGAAAGUCACUUUUGUAUUUGCCUUAUUACUCUCCCAACACACCUGACAACCUUGCACCUGCCAGUCCGGUUUGGAGUUAACCCUUCUCUGUCCACAAAGGACGUGUACACACGCUGUUUAUUUCAGAUUUAAUUGCGCUGUUAGCGUUCCGAAGUGGACUGGUGGGCGAAGAAGUGUCUUCCUGACUUGAUUAUUAUUUGUUUCUUUCUUGGUCUUUUCUCUCUCUUUUUUUUUUAAUGACUCUGUAAGCUUAAGGCUCGCUGAAGAACUUUGACGUUUCUUUGGGAACGUUUCAGUCCGCCUGGGGCAUCACAGACGAGUGAGGCGUCAGCGUCUUUUUCACUGGGAACAUUUUGGACCAGCAGAGGCCAACAGUCCCAUACAAUAAUUGUGGCUAAAGCUUGUAAAUAAAGAAAUAUUCCUGAUGAGCCAAA